AUGCAGCAGGCCGGCCAAGGAGCGCAGCCCGCCAAGAAGCCGGCCAUGGAGGUGACGCUCCGGCGGUUCAGCCUCGACGACGUGGACGCCAUGAUGGCGUGGGCGUCGGACCCGCAGGUGGCCGCCCCCUGCCGCUGGGAGCCGUACGAGUCCACGGAGCCCCUGCUCGCCUUCAUCCGCGACGCCGUGCUCCCGCACCCCUGGUUCCGCGCCAUCUGCCUCGCCGGCGACGGCGACCGCCCCGUCGGCGCGAUCUCCGUGUCGCCGACGGACGACGCGUGCCGCGCGGAGCUCGGGUACGUGCUGGCGCGCGCGCACUGGGGGAAAGGGGUGGCCACGGCGGCCGUGCGGCGGGCGGUGGCCGCGGUGUUCGGCGAGGUGGAGGGGCUGCAGCGCGUGGAGGCGCUGGUGGACGUGGCCAACGUGGCGUCGCAGCGGGUGCUGGAGAAGGCCGGGUUCCGGCGGGAGGCCGUGCUGCGGCGGUACUGCCUGCUCAAGGGCGCCGUCAAGGACAUGCUCAUCUUCAGCUUCAUCUCCACCGACACUGUGCUGCUCGACUGA
Molecule: messenger RNA, 561 nt
Organism: Triticum turgidum subsp. durum (durum wheat)
Lineage: Eukaryota; Viridiplantae; Streptophyta; Magnoliopsida; Poales; Poaceae
Source: the annotation of a GenBank genome assembly